Nycticebus coucang (slow loris) is the source of this 4126-nucleotide messenger RNA. RefSeq names its product DNA topoisomerase III alpha (gene TOP3A). The transcript has 19 exons. Bases 394 to 3465 code for a protein of 1023 amino acids. Gene Ontology annotation, cellular component: nucleus; chromosome. The record is from RefSeq and is a predicted model, not a curated record. Gene Ontology annotation, biological process: DNA topological change. Lineage: Eukaryota; Metazoa; Chordata; Mammalia; Primates; Lorisidae. Gene Ontology annotation, molecular function: zinc ion binding; DNA topoisomerase type I (single strand cut, ATP-independent) activity; DNA binding.
GCCCAGGGAGUAGUCCGAUUAACCAACCAAUUUUAGGAAGGAAGAAAAAGUGGGCGUGGGGACAGAGAGGAAAGGAAGACGAGGGUUCCGCAGGCGCGGGGCACUUGGGAGUUGUAGUUUGCGAUCUCUGUAGAGCGCGCGCCCGGCGGAAGUGACCUGAUCGGCGGACGGAAGCUGGCAGCUAAGGUUCGCGUUUGGCGUAAAGACCACGGCAGGGGCUGGCAGAACGCGUAGUUGUCACGGAGCGAAACACAGUGGGUUUGUGUGGAGAUAACCCGCGCCCCGGCAGCUCCCGGAGGGUCUAGCUUCCUUACGGCGAGCGCCGGGCCUCGCUUCUGGCUUCCCCAACAUGCACGGGCACCCUGGGAGCUGCUGAGGGCGCGGGGCCUGGGAAUGAUCUUUCCUCUUGCCCACUUCGCGCUCCGGUGGCACCGACGGCUCGGAGGCCGUGCCUUGUCCCGCGCCGCCAUGGAGGUGGCUUUCCGAGGGGUGAGGAAAGUCCUCUGUGUGGCCGAGAAAAACGACGCGGCCAAGGGCAUUGCCGACCUGCUAUCCAGCGGUCGCAUGAGGCGGAGAGAAGGACUUUCUAAAUUCAACAAGAUCUACGAAUUUGAUUACCACUUGUAUGGCCAGAAUGUUACCAUGAUAAUGACGUCAGUUUCUGGACAUUUGCUGGCUCAUGAUUUCCAGAUGCAGUUUCGAAAAUGGCAGAGCUGUAAUCCUCUUGUCCUCUUUGAAGCAAAAAUUGAAAAGUACUGCCCAGAGAAUUUUGUAGACAUCAAGAAAACUCUGGAACGAGAGACACAGCAGUGUCAGGCUCUGGUGAUCUGGACUGACUGUGAUAGAGAAGGUGAAAACAUUGGAUUUGAGAUCAUCCAUGUGUGCAGGGCUGUGAAGCCCAGUCUGUGGGUGCUGCGAGCCCGUUUUUCUGAGAUCACAUCCCGUGCCGUCAGGAUGGCCUGUGAAAACCUUACCCAGCCUGAUGAGAAAGUGAGCAAUGCUGUAGAUGUGAGGCAGGAGCUGGACCUGAGAAUCGGAGCUGCAUUCACUAGGUUCCAGACCCUGCGGCUUCAGAGGAUUUUCCCAGAGGUGCUGGCGGAGCAACUCAUCAGUUAUGGCAGCUGCCAGUUCCCCACGCUAGGCUUCGUGGUGGAGAGGUUCAAAGCUAUUCAGGCUUUCGUUCCAGAGGCAUUCCACAGGAUUAAAGUAACUCAUGACCACAAAGAUGGUGUUGUAGAAUUCAACUGGAAAAGGUAUCGACUCUUCAACCACACAGCUUGUCUUGUUCUCUAUCAGCUAUGUAUGGAGGAUCCCAUGGCAACUGUGGUAGAGGUCAGAUCUAAGCCCAAGAGCAAGUGGCGGCCUCAAGCUUUGGACACUGUGGAGCUUGAGAAACUGGCUUCACGAAAAUUGAGAAUAAAUGCUAAAGAAACCAUGAGGAUUGCGGAAAAGCUCUAUACUCAAGGGUAUAUCAGCUAUCCCCGAACGGAAACAAACAUUUUUCCCAGAGACUUAAACCUGACAGCACUGGUGGAGCAGCAGACCCGAGAUGCACGCUGGGGAGCCUUUGCCCAGAGCAUUCUGGAGCAAGGUGGCCCUACCCCACGCAACGGGAACAAGUCUGACCAAGCUCACCCUCCCAUCCACCCCACCAAAUACACCAGCAGCCUGCAGGGAGAUGAACAGCAACUGUAUGAAUUUAUUGUUCGCCAUUUUCUGGCUUGCUGCUCGCAGGAUGCUCAGGGACGGGAGACCAAUGUGGAGAUUGACAUUGCUCAGGAACGCUUUGUGGCCCAGGGCCUCAUGAUUCUGGCUCGAAACUAUCUGGAUGUGUAUCCAUAUGACUGCUGGAGUGAUAAGAUCCUCCCUGUCUAUGAACAAGGCUCCCGCUUUCAACCCAGCACCGUGGAGAUGGUGGACGGGGAGACCAGCCCACCCCAGCUGCUCACCGAGGCUGACCUCAUUGCCCUCAUGGAGAAGCACGGCAUUGGUACUGAUGCCACCCAUGCUGAACACAUUGAGACCAUCAAAGCCCGGAUGUAUGUGGGCCUCACCCCAGACAAGCGCUUCCUUCCUGGGCACCUGGGCAUGGGGCUUGUAGAAGGUUAUGAUUCCAUGGGCUAUGAGAUGUCCAAGCCUGACCUCCGGGCUGAGCUGGAAGCUGAUCUGAAGCUGAUCUGUGAGGGCAAGAAGGACAAAUAUGUGGUUCUGAGGCAGCAAGUGCAAAAAUACAAGCAGGUUUUCAUUGAAGCAGUGGCUAAAGCAAAGAAAUUGGACGAGGCCUUGGCCCAGUACUUUGGGGAAGGAGCAGAGGUGGCCCAGCAGGAAGAGAUCUACCCAACCAUGCCAGAGCCCGUCAGAAAGUGUCCACAGUGCAACAAGGACAUGGUCCUCAAGACUAAGAAGAGCGGUGGGUCAGUGUCCUGGCUUCUCCCCUGCCUCUGUUCCCCAGCACCUGCUGUUAUAGCCCCAGCAAGGUUCUACCUCAGCUGCGUGGGUUUCCCAGAGUGUCGAGCAGCCCUGUGGUUUCCUGACUCGGUGCUGGAGGCCAGCAGGGAUGGCAGCGUGUGUCCAGUCUGUCACCCGCAGCCCGUGUACAGGUUGAAGUUCAAGUUUAAGCGUGGCAGCCUUCCCCCAACCAUGCCUCUAGAGUUUGUCAGCUGCGUCGGCGGAUGUGAUGAGACCCUGAGGGAGACCCUGGGCCUAAGAUUCUCACGAGGCCCUCCCAGAGAUAGCCAGCCCUCUAGCCACCUGCAGGCUAGCCAGUCAAUGAACAGGAUGGAUGGCAACCAGGACGGCCACCCCCUACCUGGCCUCAGACAGACUGGGCCCUCAAAGGCUCCAGCUCAGACCCUCCCACCACCCACUGCCACUGGUGAAGGCAAUUCCGUGACCUGCAACUGUGGCCAGGAGGCCGUGCUGCUUACUGUCCGUAAGGAGGGCCCCAACCAGGGACGGCAGUUCUAUAGGUGCAGCGGGAAUGGCUGUAACUUCUUCCUAUGGGCAGACAGUAGUAGCCAUCUGCAAGGAGAAGGGCCUCCUGUUCAAGUACCAAGACCCACAGGCAGCUCUCUGGGACGACUGCCAGGCUCAGGGAGCCACCUGGGUGGGUUCGCCAACCCUGGUAAUAGCGGUGGUGGCACAUCCUGCCUAUGCAGCCAGCCAGCCGUAACACGGACUGUCCAGAAGGAUGGGCCCAACAAGGGGCGCCAGUUCCACACGUGUGCCAAGCCGAGAGAGCACCAGUGCGGCUUCUUCCAGUGGGUUGAUGAGAACAUGGCCCCAGGAACUUCUGGAGUCCCACCCUGGCAACAGGGUAGAGGAAGAACCCAAGGGCCCGAGGGCAGAAGUAAAAGACCACGAGCCAAUUCGUCAGACACAGCGUCUACAGUUAAGAAACCCCGGAAAUGCAGCCUUUGCCACCAGCCUGGACAUACUCGUCCCUUUUGUCCUCAAAACAGAUGAGGGCAGGGUAGGGUAGUGAGGGUCACUUCCUCAGACCUGUUCCCUUUAUCUUAGGAAAUGAGUAAACUAGGACCAGGUGGCCAUUCAUUGUCCUGGAAACUGAGAAAGUGUUGUGGCUUCCCCGUGUUAAGGAGCACAAGGUCCAGAUCACUCUCUAGGGAAGGUCAGCUCUGCUGGACAGUGGCCCUCUACCCAGGACUCAAAAAUGACUGUAGCCAUUGCGAGAAGAGUCACACAUCUCCCUCUUUUUCCUUUGUUUGCAUCUUGGUGGGUGAGAAGUGGCAUCUCAUGUGGUUCUGAUAUGCAUUUAUCUGAUGACAUUAACCAUCUCUUUAUGGACUUAUUAGCCAUUGGUAUAUGUUCUUUGAAAAAAUGUCUAUAGAGUCCUUUACCCGUUUUUAAAUUGGGUUGCUUGUCUUUCUGUCCUUCAGUUGUAGGAGUUUGUCAUAGAUCUGGAUACCAGGUGGAUACUUGGGUUUUACAUGUUUCCAGUUUCCUUUUUUUUUUUUUUCUUGAGACAGAGUCUCACUAUGUCACCUUUGGUAGAGUACUAUGGCAUCACAGCUCACAGCAACCUCAAACUCUUGGGCUUAAGCGAUUCUCUUGCCUCAGCCUCCCAGGUAGCUGGGACUGCAGGCGCCCCACACAAUGCCCAGUUAUU